ACUUAACCAUCAAUAUAUAGAGUAGUAUUUUUAACAAAACUCUAGUACUAUACCAUCCAAGAAAUUCCAAAAUUUCAAAACCCCACCAACAACUAUAGGUCAUCAAUGUCAUUUUCUUAUGCUAAAUACUCUGGUUUCUUCUCUAGUGAUCUUCUUCCUUCUCUUGGAACCAAAAUCAACCACGAAACAAAGCUUCAAAAAUAUAUCAUUUCUCCCUUGGAUCGUCGUUACAGGGCUUGGGAGAUAUUUUUACUGAUUCUUGUCAUCUACACGGCGUGGGUUACGCCUUUUGAGUUUGCAUUUCUGAUAUACAAAAUAGAUGCCUUAGUCAUCUUUGACAACAUUGUCAAUUUCUUCUUUGCUAUUGACAUUUUCCUCAACUUCUUCCUGGCUUAUCUUGAUAAAGAGUCAUAUAUUCUUGUUGAUGAUCCUAAAAAGAUAGCAAUAAGGUACUUAUCAACCUGGUUCAUAUUUGAUGUUUGUUCCACUGUACCAUUUCAUGAUUUCAUCUUUAUUGAUCACAAAGAAAGCGGCGUUGGAUUUAAAUUGCUAAGUAUGCUCAGACUUUGGCGUCUUAGAAGAGUCAGUGCCCUGUUUGCAAGGCUUGAGAAGGACAUCCGUUUUAACUAUUUCUGGACGCGAUAUGCAAAAUUGAUAUCUGUAACUUUGUUUGCAGUGCAUUGUGCUGGAUGUUUUAACUAUGUGAUUGCAGAUAGAUAUCCUGAUACUAAAAGAACAUGGAUUGGUGCAGCAAAUCCCAAUUUCAAAGAAGAUAGCCUGUGGGACAGAUAUAUAACUUCACUAUAUUGGUCUAUUGUAACACUAACAACAACUGGUUAUGGAGACUUACAUGCUGAGAACACAAGGGAAAUGCUCUUUGACAUCUUUUACAUGUUGUUUAAUUUGGGAUUGACAUCUUACAUCAUCGGUAACAUGACAAAUCUUGUAGUUCACUGGACCGGCUACACAAGAAACUUCAGGGAUAAUGUAGAAGCAGCUCAAGAAUUUGCGAAACGAAAUCAGUUGUCACCAAGGAUACAAGAUCAGAUUUUGUCUCAUAUAUGUCUUAAAUUCAAAACUGAAGCAUUGCAACAAAAAGGGACCUUGAAUGUCCUUCCAAAAGCUAUCAGAUCAAGCAUUGCACAUUACUUGUUUUUACCAAUAGUUCAAAAUGUCAGUCUGUUCCGAGGCGUUUCCAGGGACCUGCUUUUCCAACUGGUUCCGGAAAUGGAAGCUGAAUACUACCCUCCCAAGGAAGAUGUGAUUUUACAGAAUGAGUCUCAAACAGAUUUGUACAUAAUAGUCUCAGGAGCAUUGGAUAUUCUAGCAGAUAUCGAUGGACUUGAACAAAUCAUUGGGAAGGCUGUUGCUGGAGAGUCAUUUGGAGAAAUAGGUGUUUUAUUUGGAAGGCCACAGCCAUAUGCUGUAAGAACAACUGAAAUUUCUCAAAUUUUAUGUCUGAGUAGGAAAACAUUACUGAACAUUCUUCGAGACAAUCCAGAAGAUGAACGGGUUAUAAUGAGAAAUCUUGUUCAGAAACUGCAAGGAUUUGGAGGCUUUGAUAAUGUGGAUGAGGCCAGCAACCCAAGUUUAGUCUUCAACAAAUGUUCUCAUGUUUCUAAGCAAGAUACGUCAACCAUUCCUAGCGAUGUGAUUAGUAUAAAUAUCCAAACUUUAGAAGCUAGAACUAAGAAACAAGUAGAAAAUGAAGGUGAAAGUUGUGGAUGUAACGUCCAAAGAGUUCUUGAUCAUUCUGUUGUUUCCAAGGCGCGUAUUGAAAUGGCUCCGAGCCCACCAGAAAGAAGAUGGAAAGAAGAUCAACUCAAUGCAAAACAUGGAGGAAACAAAAGCAUGCAUGAGUUGCCAUCAAGUUAUGUAAAUGAGAGUGACUUAAAUGAGGUCCCCUGCUGUUCUUAUUCAGGUAAUAGAAGUCAAAGUGGUGCAAAAGGGGGAAAAUCCAUCAAGAAGAGAGUUACUAUUCACAUGAAAAACAACAUCACUUCAUUGCAGGAGCAGAAUGGGAAGCUAAUAAUACUACCUGAUACACUAGAAGAGCUAUUCAGAAUGGCAGGUCAAAGAUUUGGAGACUACAAUCUCAAGAAAGUUGUAAAUGCAGAGGAUGUAGAAAUAGAUGAGAUAGAUGUCAUUAGAGAUGGAGAUCACUUGUUCUUUCUUUCAACUGAUUGGUCAUGUGUAGAAAGUAGUACAAUGUGACAUGAUAAUUCACUAUGUUGUUUGUUUGCACAUCUAGUGUCUGCUCAGAGUUUCAAAGCAAAAAAUUAUAUAUUGGUCAUGGUAUCUCCAAAGGGAUGGAAUCAAAUUGGAAAAAUUUUAAAUACCAUUUACAAAAUUACAAGACGUUCUU
Messenger RNA from Solanum dulcamara, 2365 nucleotides. Its product is annotated as potassium channel KAT3-like. NCBI's taxonomy places the organism in Eukaryota, Viridiplantae, Streptophyta, Magnoliopsida, Solanales, Solanaceae. Gene Ontology annotation, cellular component: membrane. Gene Ontology annotation, molecular function: voltage-gated potassium channel activity. Bases 106 to 2214 code for a protein of 702 amino acids. The record is from RefSeq and is a predicted model, not a curated record. The transcript is spliced from 11 exons. Gene Ontology annotation, biological process: transmembrane transport; potassium ion transport.